AUCUUUAGCCUAGCCUAGUCGAGGCGUUGUAUGGCAGCAAUGUUCUUAUGAAAGACUGAAUUUGAAAACUUGUAGGCCUAAAUAAAGAUGUGAGGAAGUUGCGAGUUAAUUUUAACGAGGCCUAAUUUUAAUUAACAUUUCCAAUUGAAUUGCGAAAAGAAAUUUGAACGAAUCUUCAUAGGAGGGGAGGCUACUCUGUCUGUCGACGGGUCGCCGGCACAAAUAAUGUCUGUUCUUAGGAACCGUGGGUGCGCCCUUGCAAGGGCGAGACUUUCAGCUAACCUCUGUUUGAAUUCAACUGUCGCUGGCACUUUGAGACAUAAAUCAAGUACGAAACUGGGUAAAGAGGCCGGCGAAGGGGACUUUGCUGUGUGCCAGGAGAGGAUUUUCUCCGGGAUACAGCCCACCGGGAUCCCUCAUAUCGGUAACUAUGCCGGAGCUAUCAGCAACUGGGUGCGCUUGCAGAAGAAGUUUUCUGGAAACAUUUUACUCAGUAUUGUGGACUUGCACUCCAUCACACUGCCGCAGGAUCGGGACCAGUUGUGGCAAAAUAUCCUGGACAUGACAGCAUGCUUGUUGGCCUGUGGGAUAGAGCCAGAAAAGACAAUCCUGUUUCAGCAGUCUCUGGUCCCACUACACUCUGAGCUGGCCUGGAUCCUGGGGUGUCUGUGCUCUGUGCCGCGGCUGCAGAGACUCCCGCAGUGGAAGGAGAAGAAGUCUUCAGUGAAGGAACCCAGUGUUGGCCUACUGACCUAUCCCAUCCUGCAAGCGGCAGACAUCUUGUUGUACAAGUCUACUUUGGUUCCUGUCGGAGAGGACCAGACACAACACAUCGAGCUGACGCGGGACUUGGCCAGAGCUUUCAAUCGCCUACAUGGGACUGUUUUUCCUGAGUGCAAGAUGCUAUCAGGGGAAGUACCAAAGAUUCGCAGCUUGCGGAAUCCCACCAGCAAAAUGAGCAAGUCGGAGGCUAAUUCAAAAAGCAGAAUCGACUUGCUGGACAGUCCGGAAGUGAUUCUGGAAAAAUGCCGGAAGGCCGUGACAGACUUUACCUCAGAGAUUUCCUAUGACCCUGAGGGUCGGCCGGGCGUCUCAAACUUGAUCGAGAUCCACAUGGCAAUGGCUGACCUGACGGAGGAUGAGAUUGUGGAAGAAUCGUUCUUGCUGGCAGAGGAUACAGGGAUGUACAAAAUGAGACUUGCGGGCAUCAUCGCCGAGUCACUCGCUCCUGUCAGGGAACGGGUGAUUGCCUACCGGAAAGAUCCGGACUUCUUGACGGAUGUGCUGAAGGAAGGAGCCGCAAAAGCUUCCCUUAUUGCGGAGGAAACAAUGGAGGACGUGCGCAGACUGGUGGGGUUCAGAUGACCCUUGCUUCACACUUAGCCAUUAGUCGUUGUCAGAUUGUCAUCUUUGCUUGAAUGUGCUGCUAGAUCAGUUGGUAUCAUGCUAGACUGUGGAAUGAAUGAUCAUGGUUCUAACCCCUCCUACUGGGUGCUCUUAACUUGGGUUGUUUUUGGGACUUCUCAAAACUCCACCCAUUUGGCUCUGUCCAAUCAGAGAUGGACAUUAAAUUCAGAGGUCCCGCCUCGUAAAUAACCGUAAAGUAUAGAAUGGGGAGUAAAACUAUACAAUUUUGCACAUUUUUUUUUUUUCACCCUUGUUUUUUGUACAGGUUUAUUUUGUGAGAGAAUAAAGAUUUGAUGCUUUA
Molecule: messenger RNA, 1708 nt
Organism: Aplysia californica (California sea hare)
Lineage: Eukaryota; Metazoa; Mollusca; Gastropoda; Aplysiida; Aplysiidae
Product: tryptophan--tRNA ligase, mitochondrial
Exons: 7
Coding region: 226-1365 (379 amino acids)
Biological process (GO): mitochondrial tryptophanyl-tRNA aminoacylation
Cellular component (GO): mitochondrial matrix; mitochondrion
Molecular function (GO): tryptophan-tRNA ligase activity; ATP binding
Source: RefSeq, a predicted model, not a curated record